AAUCAAACACAGUUUUGGGACUUCGAGAGUGAAAGAGCAAAAGAGUUUGAGAGAGAAUUGGGUUAAGAAUUUUUCAAGAUUGAUCAGCAAAAAUGAUAUGUCUAAUGGUUUCUCAAUCUGGUUUAACUAUGGCCACCAUUUUCUUCUACACCUGCUUUUGGAUCCCAUUUAUGCAGUUCAAAAAAGCUCUAGCUGGAAUAAUCAGUGAUGUUCUGUUUCUCACUGAUAUCUACAAGCCAGAGGAUCAUAAUACUUGCUGCAAUGUAAACCAGUUGAGUCUUCCUGUGGCUAGGUACCAGGAUUUGCAGGCUCAUUGUAGUACCGAAAAGAGUGGACACACUGCCGAAACCUGCUCAGUGUGCUUGGUGGAGUUUGAGGAUGAAGAUGUGGUGAGCCAAUUGUCAAAGUGUGGCCAUGUUUUCCACAUGGAUUGCAUCGAGAAGUGGAUGGAGAGAAAUCACUUCACUUGUCCACUUUGCAGGUCCUUGUUUUUCAAUGUGAAUACUUGUCAUGUAAAAUGUGAUGAUGAUUUUCUUCCACAUUCUUGGCAAUAUUAGUCAGUUGAGAAUUACAAUUAGUUCUUUCUUUCAGAGGGCUGUAAUUGGAGGCAGA
Rosa rugosa (rugosa rose) is the source of this 612-nucleotide messenger RNA. Its product is annotated as RING-H2 finger protein ATL18-like. The record is from RefSeq and is a predicted model, not a curated record. Bases 93 to 557 code for a protein of 154 amino acids. Gene Ontology annotation, biological process: protein ubiquitination. Gene Ontology annotation, molecular function: ubiquitin protein ligase activity. NCBI's taxonomy places the organism in Eukaryota, Viridiplantae, Streptophyta, Magnoliopsida, Rosales, Rosaceae. The transcript has a single exon.